UCCACCUCCCAGAGUGAAUUCUGUUUCAUCAGGGCCAAAACUUGGUGACAUGCCCAUCAAACCAAGAACAACCCCUCUGCCUCCACCUCAGAAGCUGAGUGAUCGAGCAAAGGAGAGGCGUGUUCCAGCUUCUAGAGUUAGUCGGUUGAUGAGCUAUGGAGGCCUUGCUGCAGGUCUAGGAUUGGGAGCUUUGACUGAGGUAACCAAAAGGUCAUUUGGACUGAAGGAAAAGGUGACAAGUUCUGGUAUAAUGGAUUCAAGUCCUUUUCUGACGGAGGCAAAUGCUGAGAGGAUUGUCAACACUUUGUGUAGGGUUAGAGGAGCAGCUCUCAAGCUGGGACAAAUGUUGAGUAUUCAGGAUAAUUCAUUCAUCAACCCACAGCUGCAGUCUAUUUUUGAGCGGGUACGACAGAGUGCAGAUUUCAUGCCAUCGUGGCAAAUGAAGAAAGCACUUAAUAAGCAUUUGGGGCCUGACUGGAAAAGUCAUCUUUCAGAAUUUGAUGAAAAGCCUUUUGCUGCUGCAUCUAUUGGACAAGUUCAUAAAGCAAGACUCCUUGAUGGUAGAGAGGUAGCAAUGAAAAUUCAGUACCCUGGAGUGGCAGAGAGUAUAGAUUCAGACAUUAACAACCUAAUGGCAGUGAUGAAUAUGUGGAAUAUUCUACCAGAAGGUUUGUAUGUUAAAAGUAUCAUUGCUACUGCUAAAAGGGAAUUGGCAUGGGAGGUAGAUUACAUUCGGGAGGCCGAGUGUUCCAAAAGGUUCAGAGAGCUUAUAAAGGGUGACCCAUUUUUAUAUGUGCCAGAAGUUAUUGAUGAACUGAGUGGGAAAGGUGUCCUGACUACAGAGUUUAUCGAGGGUGUUCCAGUGGAUCAGUGUGUUAACAUGGAUCAAGAGACCAGAAAUAAGAUAGCUGCAGCUUUGCUUAAGCUGUGCUUGACUGAACUUUUUGUAUGGAGGUUUAUGCAGACAGAUCCCAACUGGGCGAACUUCUUUUACAACCCAGCAACAGAUAAGCUCAUUCUGCUAGACUUUGGUGCUAGUAGAGAGUUCAGUAAAACCUUUGUGCAGAAAUACAUCCGUGUUAUCAAAGCAGCUGCUGAUCGUGAUCGACAGAAAGUGUUGCUUGGCUCACGAGAGCUUGGCUUUCUCACUGGAUAUGAGACAAAGGUAAUGGAGGAAGCUCACUGUGAUGCUGUUGAAAUUUUAGGCGAGGCAUUUUCUGAUGAAGUAUUUGACUUCAGCAAACAGAACACCACUGCACGUAUUCAGAAUCUCAUUCCUGUAAUGAUGAGACAUCGUCUGACUCCGCCACCAGAAGAGACCUACUCUCUGCACAGAAAAAUGUCAGGCUCCUUUCUACUUUGUACCAAGCUGCAAGCCAAGGUGGACUGCAAGACAAUGUUUGAAGCUAUCUGGAAUAAUUUUGAAUUUGAUGACAAUGAUGGUCUGAAUUUAUGA
This is a messenger RNA of Candidula unifasciata, 1456 nucleotides long. NCBI's taxonomy places the organism in Eukaryota, Metazoa, Mollusca, Gastropoda, Stylommatophora, Geomitridae. The record is from the annotation of a GenBank genome assembly.